AUUUCCGCCAAUAUGCGCUUUAAUUAAGGACUUAAACAAAAACAGCAUUAUAUUAAUUUCUUCGAGACCGACUCAUGAUUUCCCUCAAAAUUCUCUUUUUUGAUUCUCUCCUUCUGCUCCCUGCCUCAAUAAGUAGCCGUUCACAUUUCCCAUUUUCUUUCCAUCUCCAUUUUCAGCCUUCUUCUUCCCAUUUCCCACUUCACUCCCUUUGCCCAUUUUCCUCCUUUUCUUUUUCAAAAUUUGAGCCAUAUGGCUGCCAUGUCUGUCACUUGCAUCAUUGCUCUUUCUCUGCUUCUUCUUCAACUUGUUGAGAGCAAAAUACCCGGCGUUUACACUGGUGGAGAUUGGCAAAAAGCUCAUGCUACCUUCUAUGGCGGAAGUGAUGCCUCCGGAACAAUGGGGGGUGCCUGCGGUUAUGGAAACUUGUACAGUCAAGGCUAUGGAGUUAACAAUGGUGCAUUAAGCACGGCGUUGUUCAACAGCGGAUUGAGUUGCGGUGCGUGUUUCGAGAUCAAAUGUGCGGAUGAACCACAAUGGUGUCAUCCCGGCAGCCCUUCAAUUUUCAUCACCGCCACAAACUUCUGCCCUCCAAAUUAUGCUCUGCCCAAUGACAAUGGCGGCUGGUGCAACCCGCCUCGCCCUCAUUUCGACCUCGCCAUGCCCAUGUUUCUCAAGAUCGCCGAAUACCGCGCCGGAAUUGUCCCCGUCACUUACCGCCGGGUGCCUUGCCGUAAGCAAGGAGGAAUCCGGUUCCAAAUCAACGGCCAUCAAUUCUUCAACCUGGUGCUGGUUACCAACGUCGCCGGAGCCGGGAAUAUAGUGCAAGUUUGGGUGAAAGGAUCAAAGACCGGGUGGAUGGCAAUGAGCCGGAAUUGGGGCCAGAACUGGGAGACAAACACCGUGUUGGUUGGACAAUCACUGUCUUUUAGAGUUAGAGCAAGCGACCACCGGUCUUCCACUUCAUGGAACAUUGUACCUUCAAACUGGCAGUUUGGUCAAACUUUCUCAGGGAAAAAUUUCCGGGUUUGAAAAAAAUUUCCCUAGGCUCUUUAGUGGGAUAAGUGCCAGAAAAGAAAGAGGGUAAAAUGGCACUUUAAAGUUUUAGGAGUGUGUUUUUUGUGUGACUGUGUCUUUUUUGGACUAUAUACUACAUGGGAAGAGAGGGCAUUUUCAAUUUUGUUAAUGAUGGAUCCUGAUGUUGCAGUAGGAAAAAAAAAAAAAAAAAAAACUACUGCUGUGAUAAUCUUUAAUUAUGAUUUGUAAGAAAGAGCUUGAAGGUGGCUGAUGCGUAUUUGUAGCCCGCAGCUUGCUUACUUAAUUAAUUUUAUUAAUAGAGUAAUGAUUUUGUC
This is a messenger RNA of Oldenlandia corymbosa var. corymbosa, 1349 nucleotides long. The record is from the annotation of a GenBank genome assembly. NCBI's taxonomy places the organism in Eukaryota, Viridiplantae, Streptophyta, Magnoliopsida, Gentianales, Rubiaceae.